GAAAUCAUCAAAAUUUUAUUAGAUGGAACAUAGAAAUCCACUAGAAUCUCUCAUCAUCAAAUUCCCUUUAAUCAAAUUCUCAAUCUCCACUUUCUCAUUAAUAUCCUCAACAACAUCAUUCCCUUUAAUCAAUUUCAUCACCAUCACGUAGUGAAAAAAAAAAGAAAGAAAAAACUCAUCACCAUCACCAACAAAGCAAACAGAUCGCAAGGUGAAAAGGCUCCUCGGAAGCAUAUAGCAACAAAGGCUGCUCGUAAAUCAACUCAGGCAAACGGCGGAGUAAAAAAGGCACACAGAUUCAGAUCCGAAAGAUAAUUUUUUACGACAGAACAGAAAUUUCACGAACAAGGCGUUCAAUUGAAGUUACUACAGGUUCGUUCCAUUGAAGUUAUUCAAUCUUUUUUUCUUAAGAGAACACACAGAACAGAAAUGAGUUUCCGUUCCAAACCACUGAAGCUCUUAACCAGAUUCAUUUUCCCCAAACACCUCUCACACACAACCUUCAACUCAUCAACACCAAAUCACAACAUUGUCACUUUAAUAUCCGAUUCAUUUAGAACAAAACAAAAUUGGGACACAAUAACAAAAAAAUUCACUUCCAUCAAAUUAACCCCAUCAUUAGUUGAACAAAUCUUACUACAAUUUAAAAACCCAAUCGAUGCAAAAAAGGCAUUAAGUUUCUUUCACUGGUCCACUAAAACGCACCGUUUUAAACACACACUUCAAGCUUACACCAUAACCAUCAAUCUCUUACUCCACGCAAAUUUAAUAACCGACGCUAAAGCAUUACUCGAAUCCCUAGCAAAUCAAAACCCCCAAACCGAUACGGUUCCUGCAGUUAUCGAUUCAUUCAUAAACAUAAACUCCGGUUCUCAUUGUCACUCUCAGGUUUUCGAUUUGUUAAUUAAAACCUACGCUAAAGCGAGAUUAACAGACGUUGCUUUUUCCGUUUGCCGUUAUGUGGAUGAGAACGGUUUCUGUGUCGGUUUAUCGAGUUUUAACGCUUUGCUUCAUGUUACUGUGAAGUGUAACCGUUUUGAAACGGUUUGGGAGGUUUAUGGUUAUAUGAUUGAGAAAAGAGUUUACCCUAAUUCUGUUACAUUGAGGAUUUUGACUGAUGCUCUUUGUAAAGAGGGGUUGUUACAAAGGAAUGUUGAUGCGGUGGAUCGAAUUAUCGGGAAACGAAAUUCGCAUUCGCCUUCGGUUAUUGUUAAUUCGAGUUUGAUAUUUAGGAUGUUGGAAAAGGGGGAGGGAGAAGGUGAGUUGGUUAAGUUAGUUACAUUGUUGAAGAGAUUGUUGCAGAAGAAUUUGAUUGGUGAUUCGGUUGCGUACUCGUUGAUUGUUCAUGUUAAAGUUAGGUUAGGUGAUCUGGGUUAUGUUUUUGAGAUGUAUAAUGAGAUGGUGAGAAGAGGUUUUAGUGAGAAUUCGUUUGUUUAUACGUCGUUUAUACGAGCGUUUUGUGAGAAGGGACGGGUUGAUGAAGCGAUUGGAUUGAUGAGGGAAAUGGAAGGGAAAGGGUUGAGGGCUUAUGGUGAGACUUAUGAAUGUGUUAUUGUUGGAUGUGCGGAUUCCGGACUGUUGAAGGAGUGUUGGAGUGUUUUUGAGGAAAUGUUGAGUGUUGGGUUUGUUCCUAGUGUUUUGGCGUUUGAUAAGAUGGCCGAGAAGCUUUGUGUGAAUGGGGAUGUGGAGAAGGUGAAUGAGAUUUUGACUGUGUUGUUAGAUAAAGGGUUUUUGCCGAGUGAUGUUACUUAUUCUCACUUGAUAGAUGGUUAUGCACGAAAUAUUGAGGUUCAGGGAGUUCUUAAGAUAUAUUAUGAAAUGGAGUAUAAGUCUAUGUGUCCCGGAUUGUCUGUUUAUUCGUCAAUGAUUCAGUGUUUCUGCCGUCUUGGAAAGCUUGAAGAUGCGGAGAAGUAUUUAAGGAUUAUGAAAGGUCGGUCGUUGGUUCCAAAUGUUACUAUAUAUGACACAUUGAUCGCUGCUCACAUGCAGAAGGGAAAUCGUGAUAGGGCUCUUCAGCUUCGCAAUGAAAUGGCUUCAUUGGAGUUGCAACAUUGUUAGUGUUCCCAAAAGAGUUGCUCUGAAAGAACAAAGUGCUUUAUGUAUCAGAGACAGCAAUGUUUGAAACUGUGCAUACAGUGUGGAUUGAGCUGAAAAUUUAUAUACAUCUCGUGUAGAUCAAGAAGCAAGGUUCAGACUUCAGAGGCUGUUGACUUAUUGAGUUUGCCACAGCCAAAGAAGCAUAGAAAGAAAGCUUUUGCGACUUUGUCUAGUCUGGAAUAUCAUUUUAGAACUGACUGCAAACAUUUCAAGACUGUCAUAUCAGUGGAAGCAAUAAUGACUUAUAUACACACUUCUAUGAUACACUUAAGGUCUUUGUUGUCUGUAUUGCCUAUACUCCUUGUCUACCUCUGUUUGUACCUGUGGUGCCGGUGCUGCCGUUGCUGCUCAUCAAAUGGAUCAUCAAGAACGAGAAAUUGCUAUUAAUAGAUGGUUUGAUUUGCGCCGAAGAGCUGUAGCUCAACUUAUGUGUGCAAUUGUUUAUUGUUAUGUUCGGAUGUCUCGUAAGAGAAAAUUAAGUUAUAGUAUGAGCUCUGAGAGAGAAAGGGUGCGUGAAGAAAUAAUGUAUCGAAUUAGUAACUGUGAAACUAGUAGAAAUCUAUUGAGAAUGAGCCCUCAAACUUUUUUAAGGCUAUGUGAUAUGUUAGAAAGAGAGGGGGGUUUACAGGCUACACGAUGGUCAAGCGUGGAAGAACAAGUUGCAAAAACAAUUUACAUAUUAACCCAUAAUGUUAAAAAUCGUGAAGUCAAAUUUUGGUUUCGGCGUUCGGGCGAGACAAUUAGUCGUCAUUUCCAUCAAGUUUUAAAAGCUAUUCUUGAAUUGGAAGAAAAAUUUAUUGUACAACCUGAUGGCUCAACGGUCCCUCUGGAAAUUUCUAGUAGCUCUAGAUUCUACCCAUAUUUUAAGGAUUGUGUUGGUGCUAUAGAUGGAACACAUAUACGAGUCAAAGUAUCUGCAAAAGAUGCCCCUUGAUAUCGUGGUAGGAAAGACUAUCCAACACAAAAUGUUUUAGCAGCGUGUACUUUUGAUUUAAAGUUCACGUAUGUUCUCGCGGGAUGGGAAGGUUCUGCCUCUGACUCGAGAAUAAUAAAGAAUGCACUAACACGAGAAGAUAAACUUAAAAUUCCUCAAGGAAAAUAUUAUCUUGUUGAUGCUGGCUUCAUGCUGACAAGUGGACUUAUUACACCUUAUAGAGGAGUUCGGUAUCACUUGAAAGAAUAUUCGG
Messenger RNA from Trifolium pratense (red clover), 3284 nucleotides. Its product is annotated as pentatricopeptide repeat-containing protein At1g66345, mitochondrial. Lineage: Eukaryota; Viridiplantae; Streptophyta; Magnoliopsida; Fabales; Fabaceae. The record is from RefSeq and is a predicted model, not a curated record. Bases 430 to 2058 code for a protein of 542 amino acids. Gene Ontology annotation, molecular function: protein binding. The transcript is spliced from 7 exons.